CCUUCCGCCCAUCGUCAUCGAGGACGACGCCGACGAGCCCGUACCGCCGCCGCUGACAACGCCGCCCGCCAUGCCCCGCAUCCUCUACGUCCGCAACUUUCCCGUCCAUACCCGCGCCCGCGACCUCGCCUACGAGUUCGAACGGUUCGGCCCCCUGGUCCGCUGCGACGUCCCCGCCCCGCGCAACCCUCGUACAUCCGCGACUCCUUAUGCCUUUGUCGAAUUCCGCUCCGACCGUGACGCCGAAGACGCCUACUACGAUAUGCAUGACCGCCUUUUCGACGGCUAUCGCCUCGAGGUCCAGUGGGCGAAGAACCCUCCUUCCGCUGAAUGGCGCUACAAUGAAAGCCGAGGCUACGCUCGCUCCCGCUACCGCUCUCGCAGCCCUCGCCGCGGCAGGGACGACCGGGACCGCUACGACCGCGAUCGUGACUAUCGGGACCGCGACCGUGACCGCCGCCGCCGUACCCCGACUCCUCCCCCUCGUCGUCGUACGCCAAGCCCUCCUCUUCGUCGCCGCAGCGCAUCGCCCGACCGCCGUCGCGACGACCGUGACCGCGACCGUGCGCGUACCCCGCCCCCACCAGUGGUCGACGACCUGCCCAAGAAGGACGAUCGCGACCGCGCGCGGACCCCUCCCUACGAUCAUUGAGGGGUAAGCAUGUUUCGUCGUCGAUGGGCUGACAUCUGCCUCGCGCCAACUCAUUCUCUUGACAUCCUUACCUGCGGCUCGCUAUUGAGGUUGCUGCCGGCCCAGCCCACGGCUGGAUGGUUCCCCACGAUUGCGCACCGCACAAAAGUUCUUCGCUACGGCCUUUAACUUCCUUCGUCUAUACCUUGCAAAUGUCUUCUGUCACGGACUCCGAUAUCCCUACUCCUAUUGAGCCACCUUCCCAACCCCCAUGAAAUCCUUUUCUUCGAGUGCCUUGUCUUGGCGAGCAGAUUUGUUUUCCUUUUCCCCUUCUUGUCUGAGCUUCCGUUUCCUCUUCCUACUGUAGAAGCGUAUAGCAGUAGUCUGUCGUACGAAGUAUCUUGAUGAAUGCCAGUCGAUCAUGCUGAU
Messenger RNA from Schizophyllum commune H4-8, 1060 nucleotides. RefSeq names its product RNA-binding domain-containing protein. Gene Ontology annotation, biological process: mRNA splicing, via spliceosome. Gene Ontology annotation, molecular function: RNA binding. The transcript has 5 exons. Gene Ontology annotation, cellular component: nuclear speck. The coding region runs from base 71 to 652 and encodes 193 amino acids. NCBI's taxonomy places the organism in Eukaryota, Fungi, Basidiomycota, Agaricomycetes, Agaricales, Schizophyllaceae. The record is from RefSeq and is a predicted model, not a curated record.